UGUUCAGUGUUAACUGCUCGGACACCAACACAAGCAUAGGUGUUACUUAUGUAGUAGUCAGCCAGCUAUCCACCCACCUAAACUAGAUCAGUGGGCAGAACAGGAUUUUCGUUUAUGCAUGAUCCACUAAGAUAGCUAACAAAGGCAGAAACCGUUUUCAUGUUUUUGUUAAUAGGACAGUUAACUGCGGUAACUACUAGCUUGCUAGCCAUUUAGAAAAUACUGCUUAAUGAUUAUAACAGUUUGCUAAAGCUAGCUUGGCUGAAAUUCCUUAAAAUGCAGUGGCAUGUCAUGGCAUGCUUUAGUAGUCGUAUUAUCGUUUUAACAAAUGUGUAGUAAUAUUAGCAAAACUGCACUGCUAUUGUUAUUGCAAUCCGAAUUAUAAUCGCUGGCUGGAUUUUCGUAUACAUUGUUUAGUAGUUACAUCAGCUAGCUAACGUUAAAUGUGUCGGCUGCAUUAACUUAUCAAUAAGGAGAAUUACCACAAUGGAUAAGGUCAAGAAAAUACUGGUUCAUCUAUCGAAGAAUAAUGUCGCCCCGCAAUGUGCCCGUUUUGUGCAGAGCAUAACAGGGUAUUUUACAGAGACUCUUGAUGAUGAGGUGGAGGUUAAGUGUUCUUUGGAGAACAAUCGUUUUAUCCUGUGUGAUUGCGAGAAGGGGAGAGGAAUUCCCCUAAAGAGGGCAUCCUUUUGCCCCUUCAAGUACCUGUCUGUCGCAGAGGCAGCUGAGAUCCCAUUGGACGUUCAGAGCCGUGGAGUGGAUGUUGGUGUUGCUAUCCUUUUACAAUCAGCCAAUCAGAAGGUGUUGUUAACACGACGGGCGUCCAAUCUCCGCAUUUUUCCCAAUGUCUGGGUUCCACCAGGUGGCCAUGUGGAACUGGAUGAGCGGCUCUUGGAUGCAGGGCUGAGGGAACUGAGGGAGGAGACAGGACUGAGAUUAGACCCUGGAGAUGUCUCAGCUCAACUGCUGGGGCUCUGGGAGUCAGUUUUCCCACCCAUGCUGACACGAGGGAUGCCACAAAGGCACCAUGUAGUCACCUACAUGCUCCUGAACACCUCCCUCACGCACCAGCAGCUCCAGGCCUCUCUACACCCAGAGUUAGCUGAAGUCAGUGGCUGUCUGUGGGUGGAUGCCUCGCUGGUCAAGGCCAUCGUGUCGGCCGUAGAUGGAGAAGAAGAUUCUGGGACACAGCUGGAAGGCCUGCCUCCUACUAUAAGUGUGUUAGAGGUCUCCGCAGAAGGUGGACUCAGUGAAUCCGUUCUGCCGUUUUCUGUUUUGUGUAAUCGGGCGCCGACUAACGGAGAGGACGUGGAGCGGGUCAGCACUGGAACUAAAUACGCCCUGCAGCUUUGGCUCAAGAACCUGGAGGGUCAGGGGACCCGGUGUUAGCGGUCUCCACUAGACAUGAAUGUCUGGCCCGAGUCCGUAGAGAAUGAACUCUCUUACAGACACUCCCAAGUGUUCUUUGGGGGGGAUGGAGCACCGAUGUGCGAGUGGCUGUGAGUAUGGGAUGUUUCCCUCUCUACCGUGUCCGUUCUAACCUUGUGAUGAAGGUGUCUUAGUGGAGGAUGAAAUCCCGUUGUGGAGUUUGCCUUAACCAGUGAAGGUUACUUAAGGUAAGCUGUCAUCUUGAAGACAGGGACAGAUUGCUUAAUAAUUGGGUCGAUUUUAACAGCGACACCUUUUUUUAUUUGGUUGUUUGAAGGCUUUGCAUGAGCUGUCCAUGGUCUUGUGUGUAGGAACAGUUUUUAUUGCCAGGUUGUUAGUGAUGAAAUGUGAUGAGCAAAGUAGAUAUACACUGUAAAUGCUUUCAUGUUAAUUGUCCUUUGUUUGUGCCUUUUUAAGCCACAAGAUGGCAAUGCAUACACAUUGUUUUAUGCUCAUUUCAAAAUGUGAAAUCAUGAAUUAUUAAUAACAAUGUGUAGAACUUCCCUAGUUGAUUAAAGGUUAAAAAGUAAUAAAAUAUUACUUCUCUUAAUUAUUUUCCUAAAAUAUCAAACAGUGUUACUGUACUCAGAAUGUCUUUUCAACUAUUGAUAUACAAUAUUUAUUGCUUCUGGGCAUUCAAUGUUUUUUUAAAGACUACGUUUGCAUAUAUAUAUAUGAAGUGGUAAAUGUGUUUGUACAGUGUCUCAUGAAUGUCUUUACCCAGCUAACACCUUCCCACGUUGCUAUAACAUGAAAUCAAAAUGGAUUGAAUUAAGAGUUUUUGGUACUAAUCAACGCAAUUUUUUUUUACAAAUGUAAAAAUAAAGUAAUCUACAAAUUGUUCUAAAGGAAUUACAAAUUCAAAACAGAAAGUAACUGAUUGCAUAAGUAUUUACUUGUUUUAGUCCAUAUUUGGCCGCAGUUACAGCCACAAGUUUAAUUGGAUAAGUCUCUACCAGCUUUGCACACCUGGACACAGCAUUUUUUGCAAAAUUGCUCAAGCUCCCUCAAGUUGGAAUGAAAUAAAGACUUGCCACAUUCUCAAUUG
Messenger RNA from Esox lucius (northern pike), 2476 nucleotides. It is a transcript of the gene nudt17, whose product is annotated as nudix (nucleoside diphosphate linked moiety X)-type motif 17. Gene Ontology annotation, molecular function: NADH pyrophosphatase activity. Gene Ontology annotation, cellular component: cytosol. NCBI's taxonomy places the organism in Eukaryota, Metazoa, Chordata, Actinopteri, Esociformes, Esocidae. The coding region runs from base 487 to 1389 and encodes 300 amino acids. The transcript has 8 exons. Gene Ontology annotation, biological process: NADP+ catabolic process; NAD+ catabolic process. The record is from RefSeq and is a predicted model, not a curated record.